Messenger RNA from Microdochium trichocladiopsis, 2506 nucleotides. RefSeq lists its product as uncharacterized. Bases 168 to 2060 code for a protein of 630 amino acids. NCBI's taxonomy places the organism in Eukaryota, Fungi, Ascomycota, Sordariomycetes, Xylariales, Microdochiaceae. The transcript is spliced from 8 exons. The record is from RefSeq and is a predicted model, not a curated record. Gene Ontology annotation, biological process: secondary metabolite biosynthetic process. Gene Ontology annotation, molecular function: flavin adenine dinucleotide binding; oxidoreductase activity, acting on CH-OH group of donors.
AAUAAAUACAGCUGGCAGUGCAGCCUGCCUCCCCACCCGGACCAAACCAGUCGACCCGCCCACGGAUCAUUACCGUUGGUCUCCUUGUCUCUCGUUUUGAAUCUUCAGGAGUCCCGUGUCCGUUGUGUGUUCGUCGACCAUCGCACUCAUCGUCCGAGCACAUCAGGAUGAAGUCGCCCUUCUCGAUCGCGCUGCUAGUGGCUGCGGCCUCCUCGGCCGUGCCUCUUGCCAGCAGUCUGCCGGUUGCAACCAGAGAUCUGCUCGAUGCGUACGACUAUAUCAUCAUUGGAGGUGGACCAGGAGGCAUGGUCACUGCCAACCGCCUGUCUGAGGAUAGUUCAAAAACCGUGCUACUGAUUGAGGCUGGCCCAUUACACAAGUAUGAGAAGGAAAUCAUGAUCCCUCGUUGGCAGAUCCUUGGCGCUCUGGACCUCAGCUACCAAUGGGGCACGCUCACGACGCCGCAGCAGGAGCUCGCGCUCAACAGGCCCGUGAUCCUGAACCAGGGCAAGCUGCUUGGUGGUGGCGCGUCGCUCAACUUUAUGGUCUGGGGCCGUGGCACGCCGACCGAGUACGACACCUGGGAGGAAUUGGGCAAUCCCGGCUGGGGCUGGAAGGGACUGCUGCCGUACUUCAAGAAGUCUGAGCAUUUCACGCCUCCGAGACAAAGCCAGGUCGACGAGUUCCGCAUCACCUACGAUCCGGAGUGCCACGGCACCGGAGGACCAAUCCAGAACGGCUACAGCCACUACAACUAUCCGCAGAACAGGAACUUCCAGGACGCCAUGGCGAGCCUGGGCUUCAGCCACACGGCGGAGCCCAUGUGCAACUCUCUGGGAUACCACAUGAGCCUGCACAGCAUUGACGACAAGAACCAGUCCCGCAGUGACCCGCGGACGGCCUACUACGACCCUAUCUUUGGCGAGAAGGGCACGCCCAGGCCCAAUAUCCACGUUCUCGUCGAGCACCUGGUCACUAAGAUUUUAACCGAGACUGUCAACGGCGUGGUCCGCGCCACAGGGGUCGAGUAUGCGGCUUCGGCGAAGAGCCCCGUCCAGCGCGUCCUGGUCAACCGCGAGGUCAUCGUGUCCGGUGGUUCUCUGCAGACGCCCAAGCUGCUCCAGCUCUCUGGUAUCGGUCAGAAGUCUGUGCUCGACAAGCUGGGCAUCAAGACUGUUGUCGAUCUCCCCGGUGUUGGAGCCAACCUCCACGACCACGCUGCUGCCCCGAGUCUUGGUGUUGUCAAGCCCGGCGUUCCCAGCCUGGUCGACAUUACGCUCAACCCCAAGCUCGACAAGGAGCAGGGCGACCUGUACUACGCGUCGCGCGAGGGCCGGUGGACCGAGAGCGGCGACAGCCUGGCCUUCCUGCCGUGGUACAACAUCACGACGCUCUCGCGUAAGGAGGCCGACGCCGUCAUCGCGACGACGACGGUCGAGGAGUCGCUCAAGUACCUCGCGCCCGACACGCACCCGGACGUGCGCGAGGGGUACAAGGCCAUCGUGGAGCGCGUGCACCGCGGCCACGUGGCGGGCACCAUUGCCGCCGAGGAGACCAUCUGGUUCAUGGGCGGCGUCGAGAUGCUGAGCACCCUCAUGAACCCGCUCUCCCGCGGCACGGUGCGGCCCGUCUCGAGGGACCCCUGGGUCCCCGCGGCCGUCGACCCGCGCUACCUCAGCCACCCGGCCGACCUCGACUUCAUCGUCGAGGGUGUGAGGCUCAUCCGCCGCCUCAUAAAGACCGACCCGAUGAAGGAGAUUGGCCACACCGAGGUCCUCCCCGGCCCGCUGGUCCUCGACGUCGGCGACGCCCUCAAGGCCUAUGUCCGCACCUCGCUCCUCACCGCGUGGCACCCGACCGGCACGUCCGCCAUGUUGCCGCGCAGGCUCGGCGGCGUGGUCGACCCGGAGCUCAAGGUCUACGGCACCAGCAACCUGCGGGUCGUGGAUGCCAGCAUCAUGCCCCAGCACCCGUCGGCUCACACCAUGAGUACAACAUAUGCGAUCGCCGAGAAGGCCGCCGACAUCAUCAAAGCCGCUGCCGCCGCCGCUUCCCCUUAGACAGUCAACACCCCCCCCCUCCUCGCCCUCGGAGGCACAGGCAUACGUAGAGUGUACUUGUGAUAUUCACGGGAGAUCAUGAUCCGUUAGUUACAUACAAUACUAUAUUACAAGUAUCGUCGGUGUGGUUGACAUUUUGGGGUUGUGUUCACACAGCCAGUGAGAAUGCUCCUCCCUUUCUGUGCGGGGAGUCCUCGUUCUUGCAAAAAAUUACCUUGCGUUCUCUUGCUUAGUGAUGUAUGACACCGCUUUCAAGACACUAGGUCACUUGCCAUAAACAUUGCAGGACGGUUCUAGCAGACAAAAGAAAUCCCUUGUCCAAAAUCAGAGGCUGGGCUAGGGCCGCCCCCGCCCAGUGAAGCGAGAGCAUCACCUCCAGUAAUGUAAUGGCAACAGCUCGCUGUAAAUGGAAGGAGACUUUGCCGGUAUUUCUCGACGAACGUCAC